Molecule: messenger RNA, 1710 nt
Organism: Owenia fusiformis
Lineage: Eukaryota; Metazoa; Annelida; Polychaeta; Sabellida; Oweniidae
Source: the annotation of a GenBank genome assembly
CGAUUAUUUUGAAAAUAAAUAUUUCAGCAAGUGCAUUUGUCGUAUUUCACUGAUUUUACAUAGAUCUACGCUAAUAUUUAAGAGCGGCUGUAUAAGAAAUGGGGGAGCGAAAAGGUCAAAACAAGUAUUACCCACCUGACUUUGACCCUGCAAAACAUCGAUCACUAGAUGCUUAUCAUGGCUCUCAUCCUCUGCGGGAACGAGCGAGAAAACUCAAGUCUCAGGGCAUCCUCAUCAUCAGAUUUGAGAUGCCGUAUAACAUUUGGUGUGGUGGCUGUAACUCACACAUUGGGAUGGGUGUUCGCUACAAUGCAGAGAAAUCCAAAGUUGGGAACUACUAUUCAACUCCUAUAUACAAGUUUCGCAUGAAAUGUCAUCUGUGCGACAACCACUUUGAGAUCCAAACAGAUCCUGCAAACUGUGAGUAUGUGAUACUUAGUGGCGCUAGGAGAAAAGAACAGAGAUGGGACCCCGCAGAGAAUGAGCAGAUUGUCACAGAAGAUCGUAAUGUAAUAAAAAAAAUGGUGAACGACCCCAUGUUUAAACUUGAGCAUGGGGAAACUGACAAAGUUAAGCAUAAAAAGUCCCUUCCAAACCUAGGAGAGCUAGCUUCCAUACAAGACCAAUACAGGGAUGACUACAUGCUCAAUAAAUUGGCAAGAAACAAAUUCAGGGGUGAAAAGAAGGCACUAGCAAGCAAGGAACUUGCAGAUAAAGUUCUCCUGGCCAAGUCUUCCCUAGAUAUAACCCUGGUAGAUGAGACACCAGAAGAUAGAAAGCUGGCCAGCUUAAUCAAGUAUAGUACUGUUAAAUCAUUCGAUGAAAAACAAGAGGAAAAUCGGAAAAUGAUUGAGAAAAGACCAAUAUUUGGCUCCCCAAUAUCUCAGUCUUCAAAUAGAUCGACACAGAAAAUUUUAGACACAAAGUCACGUCUGUCAAAGACAGUUAACAUAACCAAAGUAGAUCCAUUUAGUCCAAAAGCUACAAAGGACAAGCUGCAAUCUCUGGUGCUAGUAAAACAAGCAAAGAAAAAAACAGUUAGUAAUGACACUAACGUGGAUGAAAAUGAAAUAACAAACAUUAAAAUUGAUGAACCAAAAAAUUCUUCAAAUAUUUGUGACUCUUCAACGAUAGAAUCUAAUACUACAAAGACUGAAACUAGAGAAACAGAAAAUAGGACAAAACAUGAGACAUCAAACAGUAUGGAAGUUGAGUUUCCUGAAAAUAUGACAAGUUGCUCAGAUAUCACUGACAAAAAUGUUGAUCUACCCAAAGACAGUGUCAAAAGUGCAAUAAGGCAAACUUCUGCGAUGAACUCAUUGAUCUCAUACAGCGAUAGCAGUGAUUCAAAUUGUGAUUAACCAGAUGUAUUUGAAGUCAAUGUACAAUAUAUUUAUUCAAGAGAAUCAGACUCAAUCUGCUUGUUCUAGUUUUGAAUUACACUAUGAUCAUUUCCUUUACUCCAGCGGUUCUAUAUAUUUUGGAGGAAAAUGCGUAAAAGCUCAAAUACAUAACUUAUUCACAUACUUAAAUGCUUAAGGUGUCUGGGUUAACCUAAAUGAUCAAGCUAAAGGUGAUCAGAGCUAGCAAAGAACAGAAAUUCUAUCUGUCAAAAGCUUUUGAGCUCAUUCCCUUGUGAUGGCUUAUUUGCAAAGGUUAUUCAUGAAAAAUGAGAUUAAAACAUUUACGUCCCAAUAAAAAUCAAUUUGG